Molecule: messenger RNA, 1182 nt
Organism: Dendronephthya gigantea
Lineage: Eukaryota; Metazoa; Cnidaria; Anthozoa; Malacalcyonacea; Nephtheidae
Exons: 1
Coding region: 154-1182 (342 amino acids)
Biological process (GO): DNA recombination; DNA integration
Molecular function (GO): DNA binding
Source: RefSeq, a predicted model, not a curated record
CUACGAGUGUGGAAGCAAUGGUGUUGUGAAAAAAAAAUAUCUGACGAAAAUGAAAAAUAUGAGCCGGUCGAUUUAAAUAACUUGUUGAAGUGUUUUUAUGCUGAAGUUAAAAAUCAACAGGGUGAAGAUUACGAACCAGACAGCCUCAAAGUAAUGAUAACUUCCCUUGACAGACAUCUCAGAGAAAGGGGAUAUACUUUUUCCAUAAUACGAGAUAGAGAAUUCACGACUUCCAAACAAGUUUUAGAGGGAAAAGCUAAGUUGCUUCGAGAAAGUGGUCGAGGGAAGAGACCAAAUAAAGCACGACAGCUAUCGCAAGAGGAAGAAGAAAUCCUUUGGGAGAAAGAAAAACUCGGCUCCAAAACACCAGAGGCACUCGUGCAAACAAUGUGGUGGUUACUUACUCAGCACUUUGGUCUUCGGGGCAGGCAAGAGCAUCACCAAAUGAAAAUGGGCGACUUCAGCAUUGUCGAAGCGGACAAUGGCGUUGCGUACAUACAAUACAAAGAAGGGCCAACGAAGACCAGACAAGGCGGUUUGAAUUGCAAGCCUCGAAAUUUCCAACCGCGAAUGUUUCAAACACAAGGAGAAAGAUGCCCAGUCGCUUUAUUUCGGGAGUACGUAAGCCGAAGGCCUUUAAGUUUGCAGCAAACCGGCCCAUUUUAUCUCUCGGUGAAAACCAACAGACGACCUGACGACCACAUUUGGUACAAAGUUCAGCCGAUGGGAGUAAACAAGAUCGAUUCAAUGAUGAAAAAUAUUGUAUUUGGCACGAGUUUGGAAUGUAGUGGUAAAAAAUUUUCAAACCACAGCGCCCGUAAAACAGUGGUUGGUAAGCUGAAAAAGGCAAACCUUGAAAGGUCCGACAUUGCAAAGGUUACUGGCCACAGAAAUAUACAAUCACUGGAUGACUACGACGAAGCUGACGAGCAGGAGCAACAAAAUCUUUCCUUGGCAAUUUCAAGAAGGAAUUAUACACAAGAAGAGAAACCGCGAAGCUCAUCCAUAGCCAACAUCAUGUCCAAACAAUCGACAAUGAAUUCUCAAGCCCACAAUAUGAUAAACACUUUCCAUGGCUGCAAUGUGACAUUCAAACUCAGCAACAGAUCGCCAGUAUCUACAGCCAACCAAUCAAGGAAACGACGAUUUCACAUAAUCGAGAGUGAUUCAGGCACUGAAUAA